Chroicocephalus ridibundus (black-headed gull) is the source of this 6065-nucleotide messenger RNA. It is a transcript of the gene WIPF2, whose product is annotated as WAS/WASL interacting protein family member 2. The coding region runs from base 3765 to 5090 and encodes 441 amino acids. Lineage: Eukaryota; Metazoa; Chordata; Aves; Charadriiformes; Laridae. The transcript is spliced from 8 exons. The record is from RefSeq and is a predicted model, not a curated record. Gene Ontology annotation, molecular function: actin binding.
UGAGCAGAAUCCAGGGCUCCUUGCUGGAGAAGGCAUUUCAUUUCACUUCAUGGCAAAUGGGGACUUGAAAAAUGCCUGAAAAACGUGGCGUGUUGUCCUGUCCAGGGCAGAUCUGGCUAAUCCAGCCGUUUUACGGGACAGGGUGACUGCCGACUGCAACAUUCUUAGUUUUUAAUAGUGUUUUGAACCCAGGGUUGGCAGGGGAGUCCUGAUUUGAAACAACUGCCCCAAAGUCGGUGCUGCCGUGGGGCGAGUGGUGCCGUGGUGGUGGUGGGGUCCAGCGUGGCUGCUGAGCGGCAGCUCUGGGAGCAGCUUUCUGCAGGGUCACCUUGAUUUCGGUGAACUAACUUUCCUCUGAAGUGAUAGCUUUUCACACGUUUUCUUCCUCUCGGUUUUCUCACAGCUUUCUCAGGUUUUGUUUUUUAUUUUAAAAGGAAAGCUAACGUGCAAACCUGCCCCUCCUGGCUUAGCCGAAGACGAGCUCUCCUCUGCGCUUUGAUCUUGCGGGUGUCUCUCUCUCACUGCCCUGAUUCAGGUCUUUCAAACCACUUUCCCUGCAAGCGCAGUGAGUUGCCGCCGCGGCAUAUGGAGCUCUCAAAGGCUCAGAUCUGGCUUGGUGAAAGGAUCCCUGGUAAGGAAGAACAAAGGAGAAGAAAUGCAGAGAAGUCGGCUGUCGGAGCAGCGUUGUUUCAAAGGGCAGAGUUUCCAUAAGGCAUACACCAGACAUUAAGGGGUGGUAAGCAGUGCUGGGAGAACCCCCUCUUUUUUUCUUUUCUUGGAGGAUUUAGCUUGUGUCCCCCUAAUGUUUAUCAGCUGUGUCUGUCUUCACGAACAUUGAAGAUCUAGGCUUUAUUUUAGAGACAGACACAGAUCACUCCAGCAUUCCCACCCAGAGCUCUCAGCUUUUCUCGUGGGAUGAAAUAAUCAGCAGCCACCAUGUGCUGAGUUCGGUGCCUCUUGAUUUUGGUUUUUCAAUGUGACCUUUGCCGUUAAUCCACAACCUGAACGGGGCCGUGUGCUGAAACAAAAUGACCUGUUUCUCAGGAAUUCAGCUCCAGUUUAUCCUCAAGCUGCUUUAGCUUAAAAUCUUCUCUCCCCUCCUCUCUCCCUCUUCUAGGUCAGAGCCUUUAUCUGAAUGCGGGUUUCGGUGCAGCACUAAUUUUAAGGGCAUGUUAGAUACGGGAAGAUAAUGACUCAUGGUUUUCUUUGUAAAAAUACCCCUCUCCUCCUCGGCUGUGCUUACAGGAGGUAAUGUUGCUGUGGGAUUGUCCCUGGCUGUUCUGCCUGACCCAAGGCUUAGGUGGGGGGCAGCAGGACAAAUGGGGGGGACCCGCGCAGUGUGCUUCCCUUGCAGAUGUGGCAGUCGCUUGUUUUCUGGCAGCCGACAAACCCAUCCAUCCGUCUGCAUGUGGCGAGGCGGUGUGUCCCUGUCUUGGGAGUAUCUGAAGGGGCUCCUCUGACCCCACGUGCCAUCGAGGUGCAGAGCUGGGUGGGAAAUGUCACCCUGUGAGUAACCAGCUGAAGCAGGAGCGUAACAGGGAAGUGAUGUGGGUGUUUCUGUUCCCGUGAGUCGGGAGCAGAGGUGACGGCCCGCAGUGCUGGCACCGCUCCUGUGCUGGCUCAGGCCUGUGACACAUGAGACCGAGUCAGGAGUCUCAUUACCUGGCACGUUUCUCAGCUGUAUUUCUGCUAAUUACCUCCAGCUGCUGCUGUUCAAACAAGGCCGGGGCUCUCCUGCCCGUCCCCUCCCGCUGGUCGUGCUGCAACACCGUCACGCCGUCUCCCUGACGUCACGCUUGCCCUAGCAGCAGCUUGCACUGUCCCAGCCCUGCGAUCCCACUGCGGGGUGGGAAGGAGCACGGAGGAAAAGCACUCCUGUUGCAACAUGUCCUGGCAGCGCUGGCACGUCCCAGACAAGCGCAUUAUGAGCCGUCUCUGAUCUUCCUUUGAGAAAGGUACAGGCUGAAUGGCUUUGUCGGGCUUCGUUCCAGUCUGUGGAGCGGCCCGGCAUGGUGGGAUUGAAGAUGAAAUUGCUGGACGUUGGCUCUUCUGUGCAAGGCCUCAAGUUCCGUCCGGAGCAAAGUGGCACCAUAAGUGUCAGGGGAAGGUGCAUUUCCGAGAGGCAGGAGUGAGGUGGCUUCCCCGGUGAGGUGGACGAGGACCCACUGAGUCACGGUGGGUUUGAGCUGGUGCCCUUCCCGGCUCUGCAGAGGAGUGGCUGGUGCCGCCGGAGAACUUGAGAUCUCAGAUGACUUGGAAAACACCAGAAGGCAGAGGGGGAAAUGUCUUCCCAAUGAGGGUGUCUGUAGUUGAGGAGUUUCUCACUCGGUAGAAGAGCUGCUUUUAAUUAAAAGGCGCUUUAUUUAUUUAUUUUCCCGAAUGGCAGAGAGCUGGUGGUUUGCUGGAGGGCAGGGGAGCCGCUGGCAUCGCAGCGAUGCUGCCGGUCCGUUUUUCCUGUUCUCAAACCUCUGCCAGGGAGUGGGAAUGUCUGACACGUGAGGACGGACCUGGUAUUAUUCUGGCCUCCUGUGUACUGUGGCAUCAGUAAAUUGCAGUUUACCUAGUCGAAGGUGAGCCUCAGAAGGGAUCUGGAUUUUAAUGCCCAAUACAAACCGUUUCAAAGGUUGUGGGCACCUAGGUUUCAGCGCCUGGGUCGUAAAGAAACUUUCGCUGUCGUGGUGGGUAUAUCUGUGACCACUCUGGUCGCUUGCCCUGGAGGUCAGGGAUCAGAAGUCGGAAGCUUCAAGGUGUGAAACUAUCGGGUUCUUACCUGGUGUUGGCAUUGUGGUCCCCUCCAGUGGUUAAGGAACAGGUUUUCCUGGGGGAAAGACAUGUGCGGCCUGGAGAGGGGCAUAUAUCCUCCCGCCUCUCGAUCUGCCCUGAGCACCCGAAACUCCCGGGGUGGCGAGUGAGGCCUCCAGUCACCACAUUCCUAUUCCCUGAGCUGGUGCAGCCGGGACGGCCUUACCUGUGCUGCUGUCAGAGGCACGAGCUUGCCAGGGGCCUGUCCUGUGAUCGCCCGGUGAUUCAGGCUCAUCUUCCUGUUCCCGCUUCCUCUGUGCUCAGUCUCCGGCGCCGACCGGACCUGAUGGGCUCUGUGGAGCCCCACUGGUGAAGCACUGUGCGGGCUGGGAGCCAUUGUAGGUAAGCCGUGGUGCGGGACGGAUUCAUUUUGGGCGUGUGAUUUGGGCGUGAGAUGGAUUGAAAUAUCAUCAGAUCGAUGCUGGGAAGGCUUGUUUCGCUGCUUGCUGGGGCAGCUUCACGAGGGGCUUUGGGUUGUGGAAAUGGAGUGGGGCGCAGCCAGCCUUCAGGGUGCUGGGAGGUUAUCGACGUAAGAUCCGAGUGGUUUGGAAAAUCUGCUUUGUCUGUCAGGGCUGUUCGGGGACGGGAACGUCUCUCCUUGCGCAAGCCAUAGGACAGCACCGCGCCGCUUCGUCUGCCUUUGCUCGGUGAUCCAUCUGGCAGAUCUAACGGCGGCCGUGGCUGGAGGGGCCUGCUGGGGACGCGUGCCAGGGCUGGCCGUGGUGCCUGCUGACGGGCUGGAGGCUUUCAGCUCCUGUCGCACUUCCACGUGAGCAGCCUCCGGCUGCAGAUAAAGGAGCUGGAUUGAUGGCGCAGGAUUAGCUUGGCCGGGUUUUCUCUGCUGAGCAAGGCAGUUGCGUGAAAAACGUCCUGGGUUUCAGCUGCGGACUCUGCGCUGGGGCAUGAGUGACCAGGCUUGUCCCCAGCACUGAGCAGCCAGAGCCGCUGGGAACUGGGCCAGGAUGCCGAUCCCUCCUCCCCCGCCGCCACCGCCUGGCCCCCCGCCGCCUCCCACCUUCAGUCAGGCGAACACAGAGCCUCCAAAACUGAGCCGAGAGGAGCAGCGGGGCCGUGGGGCUCUCCUGCAGGACAUCUGUAAAGGGACCAAGCUAAAGAAAGUGACACAAAUCAAUGACCGGAGCGCACCGAUCCUAGAGAAACCCAAGGGCAGUGGUGGCGGCAGCUAUGGCUCUAGCUCAGCUGCGAUCCAGCCAAAGGGCGGCCUCUUCCAAGGCGGCGUGCCCAAGCUCAGACCCGUGGGAGUGAAGGACAGCUCAGACAGCUCCAGUAAGCAAACCCUGCAAGUCCCUGGCUCCAGAGCAGCCGCCCCCAGGCCCCCGGUGCCGGCCAGCAACAGCCGACCUCAAGAUGAUGGUGACAACAGCCGGGGCUCUCCCCCAGAGCUGCCGCGCACGCAGAGGCCCUCCCUGCCGGACCUUUCCCGGCCCAACACCGCCGGCAGCACCGGCAUGAAACACAGCUCGUCCGCCCCGCCGCCCCCUCCACCGGGACGCCGUGCCGCUGCACCUCCCGCCCCUCCACCGGCACACGGCGCCAAGGUCUCUUCCUACAACCGGGAGAAGCCCCUGCCACCCACCCCGGGACAGCGACUGCCCGUGAGCAGGGAUGGACCCCCCGCCCCACCACCCAUCAAGCCCCCUCCCUCCCCAGUCAGUAUCCGAACGGGGUCGGGGGCUCAGGGCCAGUCUCUCGCCCCCCCGCCACCCCCUUAUCGGCAACCCCCCGGUGUCCCCAACGGCCCUUCCAGCCCCAUCGAGUCCGCCCCGGAGCUGCCGCAGAGACACAACUCCUUGCACAGGAAGACGCCGGGCCCUUUGCGGGGUCUCGCGCCACCACCGCCUGCUUCAGCCUCCCCGUCUCUCCAGAGCAGUCGCCCCCCUCCACCGGCCAGAGACCCCCCCAGCCGGGGAGCAGCCCCACCGCCCCCUCCACCGAUACUGCGAAAUGGGGGGCGUGAUGCCCCCCCACCUCCGCCCCCCUACAGACUGCACGGCUCCGCCGAGCCCCCCAGCCGAGGGAAGCCGCCACCGCCGCCCACGAGGACGCCGGCCGGGCCGCCGCCGCCACCUCCGCCGGUGCGGAAUGGGCACCGGGACUCCAUCUCCACCGUCAGAGCGUUCCUGGAUGACUUUGAAUCCAAAUAUUCCUUUCAUCCCGUCGAAGACUUCCCAGCCCCAGAAGAAUAUAAAUACUUCCAGAGAAUCUACCCCAGCAAAACAAACAGAGCUACGCGUGGGGCCCCCCCUCUGCCCCCCAUCCCCAGGUGAAAGCGGGCUGCACAGGCAGAUUGUUCCUGAGCAGAGAGACGGAUCUCCCUCCCCCUUCUCAGACGGACCCUCCCCAUCACCUGCCCCCCAGGAUCCUGCAUGAGAAACUCCCUGCCUCUUCGGUUUUCCCAGCUGCGCCAGGACGAGCCGAUGCCCCCAGCCCUGCUCUCUCUGCCAGCCCACCCUCAGCUACGUGCCCCCCCGCCCCGGGACUCGGUGACUGCGCUGGCAAACCCCGACGGAUCCUUUUCUCCUCGUUCGUCGCAGAUCCCGGGUCCACGAGGACUUGGGGCGGCCGCUGAGCCGCGUGUGGUCAGCUGUUGGGGACCGGAGGUGGCCCCGUGCCCCAUCCCUCGGGGCCGAGCAAGGGCCUGGAGAGGAGCUGGGGUCGGCUGGGAGACGGAUGCGCUGCGGAAUCGGCGGCUGCGCCGGUGGCGGACCAAGGGGGAGCCGGGAUGGGCCGGCAGGGCCUCGUUACCCCCCCGCAGCUGAUUGCUUUUUUGCACAGGAGCCAGUGGAGGAGUCGGGCCGGGGGGGGGGCGAGUGGGACCAGCCAGGGAGCCCCCAGCGGCGCUGGGCAGGGGCCUGGGGGGCAGCUGGGGGGAGGGACGCCCCCAUCCCUGCUCCCACCGGGGGAUGUCCCUGAUGCCACCCCGCUGCAUCGCACCCCAAAACGCCCCCCCCCCCCCCCCCCCCCAGCCCACGGCUUUUCACCCUGCUGGGUUUGGAUGUGGCAGCCCGGCUUUUAACACUAAAUUACCAAACUUGGAACAUUUUAACGAGAAGACACUAAUUGUCCGUGGAGGGAGGAAGCCGGGGGUGCUGUUACGGGGGGGGGCUCAUUUGUUCUGUUUCCUACAGGGCGGGGGGGGAGCAUGGGGGGACCUGGGGCCGCGGGGGGGGCGCUCUGGCUGACGUUUUGCCUUACACACUCCCCGUCCGACUGCUGGCACCGGGCCGGUUUCUCUGUAUUUA